AUGCUGAAAUCUUUUAGUCAAUUUAUAAAGCUUCUAUUCACACUUGUUCUGGUUGUACGUGUUCCUGAUUCCGUUCAAACGAAUACGUCUACAAGUUCUCCAUCGCAUGCGAUUAAAUCAAACGUAAGUAAAAAUACUCAAACGUUUUUUGACGAUUGGGCGCAUGUUUUACUUGUCGUAUUGUUGUCGCUCCUAUUUGGUAUAUUUACAGUAGUUUUGUUUAAGUAUUGCAAGAGAAAAAUAACGGGAAACAUACAAAAUUAUACAGUGGAAGUACCACACGGUCAAAACGAGCGGCGCAGCCUUCUAUACUGUGAAGUAGAUAUCUUUCAAUUCCCGAGCAGCGAAGCACGCUCAGAAACUGCUGAAACAGUCGAUACAGAAGUGGAACCUACACACGUUGAGAGUAAUUCAGAGGAUGAAUAUUGCUGUCCUGAAAAUAUUGAAGAUGCAUAUGAAACUGUGAAUCCAGUCAAUCCACCUCAAGCCAGUGGGGAAUAUGCAUGCGCGUAUAAUGAAGAUGCAUAUGAAACUAUGACUGCACCUCAAGCCAGUCGGGAAUGCACGUGCGCGUAUAUUGAAGAUGUGUAUGAAACUAUGAAUCCACCUCAAGCCUUUCUAAAUAUAGACACCGGUAAUAACACUUUUCCACGGGUGCGGCCAGCAAACGGAGUUUAUGAAAAGCUGCAGAACAGUAGGAGUUCUUCAGAUAACAAAUAUCGUUAUGCGUAUGAUUGGCUGGAUCCUGGUGCUAGAGUGGCCACAUUGAGCGCCAGUGAACCUGUGCUGGCCUCUCUUGGCAAAGAUGAAGUGGAUGACAAUUUUUAUGAAAAUUACCAAACAUUGUCGCGAGAAUGUCUUACAAAAGACUAA
Paramuricea clavata is the source of this 873-nucleotide messenger RNA. Lineage: Eukaryota; Metazoa; Cnidaria; Anthozoa; Malacalcyonacea; Plexauridae. The record is from the annotation of a GenBank genome assembly.